Apus apus (common swift) is the source of this 2318-nucleotide messenger RNA. RefSeq names its product kelch domain containing 2 (gene KLHDC2). The transcript is spliced from 14 exons. Bases 129 to 1352 code for a protein of 407 amino acids. NCBI's taxonomy places the organism in Eukaryota, Metazoa, Chordata, Aves, Apodiformes, Apodidae. Gene Ontology annotation, molecular function: protein binding. The record is from RefSeq and is a predicted model, not a curated record.
GGCCGCGACCCCCUGCCCGCAACCCCCGGCCCGCAGCGCCCAGCCCCGCAGCGCCCAGCCCCGCAGCCCCCCCCGGCCCGCCGCGCUCCAUCCCCUGUGUCACCCCGUGCACGUAGCGCUGUGUGGAUAUGGCUGAUGACAACGAAGACCUGCAGGCAGAUGAGGAGCUUCCAGCUCCAGCUGAGGACAACUUUGAGCAGCUGGAGAACGACAGCCCUGCCGAGCGCAGCGGGCACGUGGCGGUCACUGAUGGGCGCUGCAUGUAUGUCUGGGGAGGCUACAAGAAUGCACAAGUUAGGGGAUUUUAUGACUUCUAUCUGCCUAGAGAUGAAAUAUGGAUCUACAACAUGGAAACUGGAAGAUGGAAGAAGAGUAAAACAGAGGGAGAUGUUCCACCUUCCAUGUCUGGGAGCUGUGCUGUGUGUGUAGACAGAGUGGUGUACCUCUUUGGAGGACACCAUGCACGUGGCAACACCAACAAGUUCUACAUGUUAAAUUCCAGAUCCACGGACAAAGUGCUGCAGUGGGUCAGAGUAGAGUGUCAGGGGGUGCCCCCUUCGUCGAAGGACAAGCUUGGUGUUUGGGUGUACAAAAACAAGUUGAUAUUUUUUGGAGGCUAUGGGUAUUUUCCUGAAGGGAAACAACGGGGGACUUUUGAAUUUGAUGAGACCUCUUUUUGGAAUUCAGGUCUUCCUAGAGGGUGGAAUGACCACGUGCAUGUUCUGGACACUGAAACUUUUACUUGGAGCCAGCCUAUAACUACGGGUAAAACUCCGUCGCCACGAGCGGCUCAUGCCUGCGCCACCGUGGGGAACAGGGGCUACGUCUUCGGAGGCAGAUACAGAGAGUCCAGGAUGAAUGACCUUUACUACCUGAAUUUGGAUACAUGGGAGUGGAAUGAAAUAAUCACACAAGGCGUUUGCCCUGUCGGCAGAUCCUGGCAUUCCCUAACACCCAUUUCCUCAGACCACCUCUUUCUCUUUGGAGGAUUCACCACUGACAAGCAGCCAUUAAGUGACGCUUGGAUUUAUUGUAUCAGCAAGAACGAGUGGAUACAGUUUGAGCACAACUAUUCUGAAAAACCAAGGCUGUGGCACACGGCUUGUGCAAGCGAGGAGGGAGAGGUGAUCAUCUUUGGGGGCUGUGCCAACAACUUGCUUGCCCACUCCAAAGCUGCUCACAGCAACGAAAUACUUGUGUUUUCCCUACAACCAAGAUCUCUUGUCAGGCUGUGCCUGGAAGCAGUCAUCUGCUUCAAGGAGAUGCUGGCCAGUUCCUGGAACUGCCUCCCCAAGCACUUGCUGCACAGCGUCAACCAGCGGUUUGGCAGCAACAACACCUCGGGCUCCUGAGCCCUGGAGCAGCAGGGCCAGGGUGGAACAAUCCUGCUGCGUGUGGCAAAUGUUGACCUUGUACAGGUUGUUUUGUUGUAGGUAGCUGCUUCUGGCCUUUGAGUUGCAUGUGAAUGGCCUAGAGAGAACCUAUUUUUGUGUAAAGAUGUUGGCAAUAAAUGUAUUUAAUGCAAGUGGAGACAUAGCCUGUGCUUGAGCUAGAACUAGUGCUGGGUUUGCCCCCUUGAAGGAUGUGUGAGGACCAGCCCCAAGCUGGAACAGGGCUGUGAGGGUGUGGAAGUACUUGUUAGGUAUUAAAAAACCCACGUAGACCUGGCUCCUCAGGACAUGCUCUGGUGGGCAUGGUGUUUUGUUCCUGGGUUGAUGGUUGCACUAAGAGGAUCCUGGUCAUGCAGGAAACACCCAGGCACCCCACCAUGAUGGAAGAGGAAGGAUGGUUUAGUCCAGCCUGACACAGGCUGUGACAUUGAGCAGUCCUGGCCUGGGCCCCAGCCUUAGGAAACUGCUUAACAUUUUACCACAAAUGCUUCAGGUCAGAGCAAUGGGAAUAGGAAAUUGUACCUUGUCAGAGUUGAUUGUCGUAAACCUUCAGCUGUUACAGCCCCACUACUCUCUGCUUGUUUGUAGUUUGGUUUGGUUUUGUUUUUUUUUUUGAACUCUCUAUGUUGUGGAAAUUCAGUUGUGAACCUCAGGGAGCAGAUAUUCUGCCCUGAGAAGCAUGGAUGGAAGUGGUGUCCACGACCUGCUGUGUCCAUGACCUGGGGAGCUCCCCAGUGCUGGAGCAGCCUGGAGGGCUUCAUCCUGCUGGGUGCACCCAGAGUGGCUGUGGGACAGCUCAGCAGCCCCAGCAGGGGACAUCAGGGACAGGCUGUGCUGCUGUGGAGGGGCUGAAAUUGUGUUUUAAACUGUCCUCCAAAAAAAUAAUAAAUGAAAAAUUAAAAAACUUUGACUUCUAGAACAAAAGAA